AUGCUUGCGCAACACCAACACCAGCAGACCCAAACGUCUCAUUUACCGCCUUCCCCCACCAAAACUACGCACACGCCACACCCAGGUCACCAAAUAACACCGUACCACGUCUCCGAAGCGGUCCUAGACUUCUUCUCGCACAUGUUCGCACCUGCGUCAUACCAGUCGUGUACAUGCUCGACGCCGUGUUGGACCCCAGCAUCUCCUAGCACCGACGCCUACGUUGUAGCCUCGGGGCACGAUAAGAAGCUUAAGAUUGUGGUUGACGACGACAUCGUGGUGCUGGAGGACGAAGAUGAUGGAGGACCGUUAUGUAGGGAGGCUACCAUUGCGAGCUGGAAGGCCGGAGGAAAGAAGGAAAGGAGAAACAGUAGUAGGAGAAGGAGCCUGCAAUGGUUGGCGGGUGUGAUUGGGAGGGAAGCAUAG
Alternaria arborescens is the source of this 426-nucleotide messenger RNA. RefSeq lists its product as hypothetical. The transcript has a single exon. Lineage: Eukaryota; Fungi; Ascomycota; Dothideomycetes; Pleosporales; Pleosporaceae. Bases 1 to 426 code for a protein of 141 amino acids. The record is from RefSeq and is a predicted model, not a curated record.